UCUAUCCUGUUCAUGCGAGGCACCUCCAUAAGAAGUGUUCAAAUCUUCAGCCUGACGUUCACAUUAUGUCACAGAGUCAUCAGGAAUGAGACCUUAAAAUCCAUAAAUAGGAGGACUUCUGUCUUUCUGUCCUAAACACAAAACAAAGAUAAUCAUCCCAGGAAGUAAGCAUUAUGGGAUCUUCAAGCUCCUUCAUUCUUACAUUACACAUAGCAAUUCUUGCAUGGGCUUCAUGCGCUGCUUCACAACCAGUUCAAGAAAGAUUCUAUCAGUGCAUUACUCUAAAUUCCGAGCUCUCCAUCCCAUUUUCAGAAGCCUUUUCCGCCCCUGAAAAUGCUUCAUUUAGCACAAUCCUAGAAUCUUCUGCCCAAAACCUGAGGUGCCUGGUUCCAUCUGUCCCUAAGCCUCAACUAAUCUUCACACCUUAUAUAGAAAACCAUGUUCAGGCUGCAGUAAUUUGUGCGAAAGAGCUAGGAAUCCAGCUAAGAGUUAGAAGUGGAGGCCAUGACUAUGAAGGCUUAUCUUACAGGUCGGAAAUGGAUGAACCUUUCAUCGUCUUGGACCUAUCAAAACUCCGGUCUGUCAGAGUAGAUAUGCAGGACAACAGCGCAUGGGCUCAGGCCGGUGCGACAAUUGGAGAACUUUAUUACAGGAUUUCACAGAAAAGCAAAACUCAUGGCUUUCCUGCUGGCCUUUGCUCCAGCUUGGGAAUUGGAGGACACAUAACUGGAGGAGCAUACGGUCCCAUGAUGAGGAAAUAUGGCCUUGGAGCCGAUAAUGUCAUUGACGCACGAAUAGUUGAUGCCAGCGGCAGAAUUCUUGAUAGGGAGUCUAUGGGAGAAGAUCUUUUCUGGGCUAUCAGAGGUGGCGGAGGAGCUAGCUUCGGGAUUAUACUCGCCUGGAAGGUGAGGCUGGUCCCAGUUCCAGCAACUGUCACAGUAUUCACUGUUCCAAAGACUUUGGAACAAGGCGCAACUAAGAUUCUAUACAAAUGGCAACAAGUUGCUGACAAAAUUGAUGAAGAUCUCUUCAUCAGAGUCAUCAUACAAGUGGCUGCUGGUUCUCAAAAGGGCGAGAAAACUGUGCAAACUCUGUAUAAUGCAUUAUUUCUUGGAAGAGCAGAUAGACUGCUCCAGGUGAUGGAAGAAAGCUUCCCUGAACUAGGAUUGACGCGAAAAGAUUGCAUCGAAAUGAGCUGGAUUCAGUCUUUGCUCUAUAUUGCUGGUUACCCAAGUAAUACACCCCCUGAAGUUUUGCUUCAGGGGAAAUCUUUAUUCAAGAACUACUUCAAAGCCAAAUCAGACUUUGUGAAAGAGCCCAUUCCAGAAAACGGGCUCGAAGGGCUAUGGAAAAGGCUUAUGGAGGAAGAUUCACCAUUGAUGAUAUUUAAUCCUUAUGGUGGGAUGAUGAGUAAGAUUUCAGAAUCUGAAAUCCCUUUCCCUCAUAGAAAAGGUGUCAUCUUUAAAAUCCAAUACCUGACCAUUUGGAACGAUGACAAACCCGAGUCUGCAGCCAAGCACAUCGACUGGAUUCGGAGGCUGUACAAUUACAUGGCUUCUUAUGCUUCCAUGUUCCCCAGAGAAGCCUAUGUGAACUACAGGGAUCUCGAUUUAGGAACGAACAGAAACAGCACAAGUUUCAUACAAGCAAGUUCAUGGGGUUCCAGAUAUUUCAAGGACAACUUUAACAGACUAGUCAGUGUGAAGACAAAGGUUGAUCCUGAUAAUUUCUUCAGACAUGAACAGAGCAUACCAACUCUUCCCUUGAUGGAUGAGAGAAGAGGGAAGAGUAUGAUCCACUGAAGCACAAUUUGCUAGUCAUUAAGAUAUGCUAUUGCUAUACAUGAGGAUCUAUAAGUUUGUUGCCUCAUAUUCUAGUGUGAAAAUUGUUUUACAUUUAAGUUCUGUAUUUGCCUCUUUGAUCAUCUCACUUGGGUGUAAUCUAAACUUGUUGUAGCUAUUUUCUGUGUUGGAGUCUGUCUGUUAAGUAGGUUUA
Messenger RNA from Sesamum indicum (sesame), 1995 nucleotides. Its product is annotated as monolignol oxidoreductase AtBBE-like 15. Lineage: Eukaryota; Viridiplantae; Streptophyta; Magnoliopsida; Lamiales; Pedaliaceae. The record is from RefSeq and is a predicted model, not a curated record. Gene Ontology annotation, molecular function: oxidoreductase activity; FAD binding.